Messenger RNA from Contarinia nasturtii (swede midge), 669 nucleotides. RefSeq names its product polyubiquitin-like. Lineage: Eukaryota; Metazoa; Arthropoda; Insecta; Diptera; Cecidomyiidae. The record is from RefSeq and is a predicted model, not a curated record. The transcript is spliced from 2 exons. Bases 172 to 639 code for a protein of 155 amino acids. Gene Ontology annotation, molecular function: protein tag activity; ubiquitin protein ligase binding. Gene Ontology annotation, biological process: modification-dependent protein catabolic process; protein ubiquitination. Gene Ontology annotation, cellular component: nucleus; cytoplasm.
AAUCAAAAUGUCAAAGUCGAUGUGAUUAUUCAACCGUCAAACUCGAUUCAAAGCACUGGUGCUCAUUUCACAACUGUGAUUGAAACUGUGAUCAAACACAACAUCGAACUGAAAUUGGAUAGUAAGAUUUUUACUAAUUUUUUCUCCAAAGGAACCAGAACAGGCACAAAAAUGUCGUACAAGAAAAUUGGCGAGUUGUAUUUAAUAUUGGCUGAACUGGAAGAUAUGCAAAAAGAGACACGUGACGAAGGUAAUGAUGAACUUUUGCGCCGAAGUGAACGUAUACGUGAACUUAAAAUCAAAGCAAUAAAACAACAAAUUGAUGAUUUGAAACAGCAAAUUAAAUCGGAUAUAUCGAAAUUGCCAAACAAUUGUCGGGUGCAUGUCAAAACAUUGACUGGGAAAGCUUUGACAAUAAAAUGCUGUAAUGGUCUUGGCAUGGCCACUGAAGUCAAUCACAAUCCAUCCGAUACAGUCGAAAUGCUGAAACUAAAGAUUUUGUUAGCAGAAGAUAUUCCGGUCACUAUGCAACGUUUGAUUUUUAGGGGAAAGCAACUCGAAGAUGGCAAAACAAUAGAAGAGUGCGGUAUUGAAAACAAUAGUACUGUGCAUUUUUAUCUUCGCCUCCGUGGUUGUUGAAUUUUGCGAAUCUUGCAUCGGUUCAUCAAU